Molecule: messenger RNA, 1817 nt
Organism: Culicoides brevitarsis
Lineage: Eukaryota; Metazoa; Arthropoda; Insecta; Diptera; Ceratopogonidae
Exons: 2
Coding region: 18-1808 (596 amino acids)
Cellular component (GO): nucleus
Molecular function (GO): zinc ion binding; DNA binding
Source: RefSeq, a predicted model, not a curated record
UCAAAAUAAACAAAAGAAUGCCGGAUUUAUUGGAUUAUUUUCAGAGCCUGAGUACUCAAGAAGGCACUUCCAUCAACGAAUCGUUCAUCUGUUGCGUUCAAUGCUUCACACAUGGAAUUAACAAAAUAUUUUGUAAAAGUAACGUUCAAGAGUUGAGACAUCAUUUAUUGGAGUUUCAUGCAAUUGUCCUCGACGAGAAUCAAUGUGAGGAAAAAUUCGAACGAAAAAAGAAAUACACUUCAACACGUCAAAAUAUUUGGAGAUAUUUCGAAAGAAACGAAAAUGGAGAGCAAAUUUGUAAAAAGUGCAAAUCUGAAAACAUCAACACAAAAUAUAGCGCUCAUACUUCUUCAUCGAAUUUGAAAUUGCAUUUGGAGACAAAACACGGAUUCAAGAAGACUGAAGAAAACAAUUCGCAGAAGAAAUCAAAACCUGCUGUUUCAGAAGUUUGGAAAUACUUUUGUAAACCUACACGAAAAGGAAAUGUUGUCGAUAAUCACUAUGUUUAUUGCGGAAAAUGUUUGGAAAGCAAAAAGAAAACACGAUACAAUUUGAAUACUUCAACAUCCUCUUUGAAAAGACAUUUGUUUGUUGCCCAUAAAAUCAAUGUUUCUGAUCAGAAUUCACCCACGUUAUUAUUUAGCGAUAAUGAUGAAGAAGAAAUUGUUGAUAUUUCAGAAAUCGAACACAAAAAACGAGCAAAGCGAAUAACAACUGAAUCUGCAAUUAGACGUUAUUUUAAACUUCAUUCUGAUCAUUCAUGGUGCUUAGUUUGCGAAAGAGAAGGCGAAGCACACAAAUUUAGCCAAAACACAUCUUCAAUGAUUCUUAAAAGACAUCUUAUUGUUUGUCAUCAAAUAGAUCCAUAUUUAGAUUCAAGUGAAAAUUUUCAUGAAAAAGUUGACAUUCCAUCGGAUGUGUUGAAAAGAGCACAAGAAAUCAUCGAGCAAAAACCUUCAAGACCUAAAAUGUAUUUUAUUCAAUUGGAGCAAGAUUUGGAUGUCGUAUACUGUUGCUUUUGUCUUGUAAAGGAACACAAACAAGGCUAUAAGCAAUCAACAUCAGAGACGAAUCUCAAAUUACAUCUCUCAAAGUGUCAUUCAUUAUCUUACGAAGAGAAAAAGAAAACUUUCAAACCCGAUCAAACAAUUUCUGAAACAACUCUUGAAACCGCACAAAAUGUAUGCAAAACAAAAGGACUUAAACCUCGAGAAUAUUUUAUCCCAAUUCCAGAUGAAUCGAAAAAAUUAAUUUUUUGUACAUUUUGCAUGAUAAAAAGCCAUAAACAAGGUUACUCUACAAGUACAAGCCCAACGAAUUUACUCAGACACUUAAAGUUGACACAUAACUUCGAUCCACGAAACAUUGAAAAUGAUCACGAAACCGAAUGUAAUGAGGAGAAACAAUCAGAAAGUCCUUCGUCUGUACAUCAAGUGUUUUUGUGUACUGAAAACUCAACAUCAUCGAAAAACAUAAACUAUUGUCGUUCCUGUGGAAAAAACGAAAUAUCAUUUUCCUCUAAAUUCUCCUCUCCUUUCAUUGUUUCUGACGAGAACGAAGAUUCAGAGCAUCUUACAUUAGGCGACGUUUAUAGAGAUGUAACAGGCAUUGAAAUCUUUCCUGAUGAUGGAAUGUCACAAACAAUCUGCUUUCCAUGCGAAGCAAAUCUUAAAAUUGCGUAUCAUUUUAAACGACAAUCUAUGAAAACCGAAGAUAAGAUGAUACAAAAGUUUAGUAUCGAUCAACCGAUUGAUGUACCAAAGAAAAAUUGUGAAUUUUUAGAAGAAUUUCUCGAUGAUGAUUCGUAAUAAAUGUUA